Capsicum annuum is the source of this 2338-nucleotide messenger RNA. RefSeq names its product 4-hydroxybenzoate polyprenyltransferase, mitochondrial. Gene Ontology annotation, molecular function: prenyltransferase activity. Gene Ontology annotation, biological process: ubiquinone biosynthetic process. Lineage: Eukaryota; Viridiplantae; Streptophyta; Magnoliopsida; Solanales; Solanaceae. The transcript has 10 exons. The record is from RefSeq and is a predicted model, not a curated record. Gene Ontology annotation, cellular component: mitochondrial inner membrane. The coding region runs from base 115 to 1287 and encodes 390 amino acids.
AUUUUUAUACGAAGUAAUAUGAAUUUCGCCCCUUCCAAAUAAUUACCGGACGCCGUCUAUUUAGUCUGAGUUGGUUGAAAUUCCCUCCCUUGUGCCAUCUCAAUUCCUCAAAAAAUGGCACUGUAUCGCCGGCUUUCUCAAACUCGCCACGUGUACCGUCGGCGCUGUAUCGCUGCUCUUUACCCCUCCGGCGACCUAACAAACCCUAGCCACACCGUUCCUUAUUCUCCCUCAAUAAACCUCUUUCAAUUUUCUUCUUCUGGAAAAUCCCUCACAUUUUACACUUCACAUCCUUCAAAAAUUGAACUUUCUGGGUUCCGGCAACUUCUUCACUUUUCAACUUUAGCUAAUUCAGAAGAAAAUAAGAAGAACGAGCAACAAACGCCUUCGGCCUCGCCGUCGCCAUCAUGGAUUGAUACUUAUUUGCCCCGAAUAGUUAGGCCCUAUGCACAUCUGGCCCGACUUGAUAAACCUAUUGGAACUUGGUUACUCGCUUGGCCUUGCAUGUGGUCGAUUGCUUUGGCUGCUCCGCCUGGGAGCUUACCUGAUGUGAAGAUGAUGACGUUAUUUGGUUGUGGGGCUUUGCUUUUGCGAGGUGCUGGAUGUACAAUUAACGAUCUUCUUGAUCGAGAUAUUGAUACUAAGGUAGAAAGAACAAGGUCGAGGCCAGUCGCUAGUGGUGUCUUGACACCCUUUCAGGGGCUCACUUUUCUUGGGUUCCAAUUGCUACUAGGCCUUGGGAUUCUUUUGCAGUUAAACAAUUAUAGUCGCAUUUUGGGAGCUUCGUCCCUGUUGCUGGUCUUCUCAUACCCCCUCAUGAAGAGAUUUACAUUUUGGCCUCAAGCCUUUCUUGGUCUAACUUUCAACUGGGGAGCUUUGUUAGGUUGGGCUGCUAUCAAAGGAAGUAUUGAUCCUUCGGUUGUGCUUCCGCUAUAUGCCUCUGGUGUGUUUUGGACUCUUGUAUAUGACACAAUUUAUGCACAUCAGGAUAAAGAAGAUGAUCUCAAAGUGGGUGUCAAAUCUACAGCCUUGAGAUUUGGAGAUUCCACAAAAGAAUGGAUCAGUGGGUUUGGAUUAGCAUGCAUCAGCAGUCUUGCUCUUUCCGGAGUUAAUGCUGAUAUUGGAUGGCCAUACUACGCCUUUUUGACAGCUGCUUCUGGCCAAUUGGCUUGGCAAAUUUGGACUGUUGACCUAUCAUCUCGUGCAGAUUGCAACAGAAAAUUUGUUUCCAACAAAUGGUUUGGUGUGUUUAUCUUUGGUGGGGUUCUAUUUGGAAGACUAUUGUGACAAUAAUAUCCGAGGAAGAACAAGUCUUGCCAAUUCAACUGGCGGGAGAUGGAAUUCUGGGGACACGAGGUUUUUCUUCCCUCCCCCCGAUUAAAUGAAGUUUCUUGGUUGUAAAGAUUGUCUUCUUGUACAUAAAUCUGGAGGGAUGUGAAACCAUGAGUUACAAAAGAUGAGAGCAUCUUAGUAAAUUGCAUUUCCUCCUGACUGAUGCCAUCAUGUACUUGUGUUGUUUUAACACCUCUAUACUUCUUAUGAUCGCUGUGAAGACCUGUACCCCCCAACCCCCCACCCCAAAAAAACCAAGUGCACAACUCUAAUUCAAGUAUUCUUUAACUAGUGUACCAAGGGAGCUCAAUCUUGGUGCUUGCAACAAUUUUCAAGCUGGGUGCUCAAAACAAUUUGUUCCUUACAUGUAUGAGAAACAAAUGCAGAAUUUGUGUCCGGUCCUUUUUUCAGAUAUUUCAAAAUCAUUAGUUUGGAGAUAUGGGAAAAAGUUUUCCCUAGGGAAUGGCAGAUAUACAACUCUCCUUUUUUCUUUUCACAUUAAUAGUCUUACUGGGUAUUUGCCCGUGCCAUCAACAAUAGGUGUAUGUUAAAGGUAGUAGAUUAUAGUUUUCUAUGGAAGAAUUAACCAGACAGUUCUCUCAAGCAAUCUCUGUAUGCAGUGAGAUAUCAACUUACAUUUGUUGUCCAUUGUUGUUGUAGGUUCCCGUUACCAUUGCUAGGGUUCUUUUUCGGCAGAAAUGUUCGUCAGAUGUUGUCGCCCUUUUCCAGUCCAAUUUCUUACUUAUCAUCAAUUAAAGUAUCGUCUUAGAAAGUAUAUCAAACUAACACUUCAUACGUAGAAAUAUUCAAAAGAAAGUACAAGUACUUUUAUUCACUAAUCAAUUACACAAAAAGGACAUUUCAAUUAAGAUUUGGUAGUCAGUUUUUGAAGUCUUAAUAACAUUAGUCAAUCCUCUAUUAGAUGCAAAAUGACAUUGAAUGGGAUGUGAUUUGUAGUUUCGGUGCUAAUAUUUAUUUAUAUAUUUGUUAGUAACAAUGUAACAUA